AUGCUAUUCGCAACAAUCAUCGAAGCAUCUUAUAUAAAAAUCUGGGUUAUUUUUGGGACAAGGGUUAUGCUCGGAAUUGGUGCAGGUUUCAUGCAAUCUACUGCACCCAGUCUUAUAACAGAUGUUGCCCAUCCUAGGUAUCGUGCUGCCGUCACAUCCCUGUACCAAACGGGGUGGUACUGGGGCGCUGUCUUGUCUGGUGUUAUGACCAUUGGUAUGCUUUCGGUCAAUGGAGAAUGGUCUUUCAGAUGGCCGUUUUUGUUGCAGGCCUUGUUCCCAACUAUCCAGUUGAUAGCCCUUUGCAUUAUACCCGAAAGUCCCCGAUGGCUUGUGGCCAAGGGCAGACAGGAGCAAGCUUUGGCUCUGCUGGCUGAUUAUCAUGGGAAUGGAGACAAGAAUAACCCACUGGUGCAGCGGGAACUGCAGGAUAUGGUUGCUAACAUUUCACGAGAGGCCGCCAUGAAAGACCAUGCCGGGUGGAAGGCAUUUUUCAAGACCAGAGGCAACUUGCACCGCUUCGCAAUUUGCGUGUUUAGUGGUAUCAUAAGCGAGUGGGUUGGAAACUGUGUUAUCACAUUCUACCUCGCGCCAGUUCUCAUAUCUAUCGGUGUCGACAAUCCUAGGGCACAAGCAUCAGUCAACCUUGGUCUACAACUUUGGAAUGCAGCCACAUCUGCGUGCGGCGCUUUGUUAUCGACACGCUUUGGUCGCCGAACACUCUGGAUGAGCUCCAUCUCAGUUAUGUUCUUUUUCUUCUCAUUGAUUACCUGCUUUUCAGGUCUUUUUAUUGAGCGGCACCUGAUAUCGGCAGGUGUGGCUGUUUUGCCAAUGCUGUUUCUCUUUUACGCAGGCUACAACUUGGCCUGUUCUACCAUUUCCGUCGCCUAUGCGUUGGAUAUAUUGCCAUUUUAUUUACGGUCAAAAGGAGUCUCACUUUUCUUUACCGUGGAUGCUGCUGCAGCCUCGCUCAGUCAAUACAUCAACCCAAUCGCAUUCAACGCUUUGAGCUGGAAAUUUUACUUUGUAUAUCUUGGCUGUCUCUUUUCAUUUCUCUGGGUUGUCUAUUUCCUCUUUCCAGAAACCAAGGAUUGUUUGCGGGAAGAGAUUGCGGUCAUUUUUGAUGGUCCCAAAGCUGCGGCGGACAGCGACAUGAUUCUUCUCCGGAACAACAGUGUCCAAACCGAGACGGAUGAAGAGAAAGGGCUUUGA
This is a messenger RNA of Talaromyces rugulosus, 1209 nucleotides long. RefSeq lists its product as uncharacterized. Gene Ontology annotation, molecular function: carbohydrate:proton symporter activity. Gene Ontology annotation, biological process: transmembrane transport; carbohydrate transport. The transcript has 2 exons. Lineage: Eukaryota; Fungi; Ascomycota; Eurotiomycetes; Eurotiales; Trichocomaceae. Gene Ontology annotation, cellular component: membrane. The record is from RefSeq and is a predicted model, not a curated record. Bases 1 to 1209 code for a protein of 402 amino acids.